AUCAACACGAUCGUUCCAACAAUACAAAGACACAGUGAGCAGAAAAACGAUGGGGAAACUUUUAUUUGCAGUAGUUGUUCUGGCUGUCGUUGUGGCAGCUUCGUACGGUCAGUGCACUGUGAGCUACAGAAAACCCGAUAUAAAACCCUGUCCUGAAGAUACAAAUGAUGAUGGUAAGGACUGCUGGCGAGGAUCUUACGGAAGAGGAGUAGGCCGGCUUCCAGACAAAGCACCUUGUCCAUCGGGACAAAGGGACGAUGGCACAAGUUGCUGGAGUGAUGCACACAUCUAUGUCAAAGGUUGUUGCUGUACUAUUUGGGGAUGCUGUGACAAUUGCAAAGCCGGAUACAAUGACGACGGCUGCACCUGUCGAAAAACUGAUGUCGGUAUCAAACUGACAUUGUUCCAAAGGUAUCGUUGUAAGAGUGGCGAGGAAAUGUACGGCCAUUUGUGCUACCCUAAAUGUAAAAAGGGAUAUAACGCAACCGGAUGUUGCAUCUGUGUUCCUCGUGGGAAGAUAGGCGUUGAAAUAUGGGCCAAAGAUCGAAAAUAUUGCAAAGACGGAUCACCACUGGUCAAUGGACAAUGUAAAGUUAAAAAAUGCACAUAAGGCCUAAAAAUGUUUGUUUCCGGUAUCCCGACAUACCCUGAUUUUUUUCGCCCGAUCCUAAAUGUUUUUAUUACCUUGGAUAUUUAUUUUUCAAUUUUUCAACAAAAAGUUGCAAAGCUGCACUUUGUAUGCUUUAAACAUGAUCAGUGAUGUUAGAAAUCAACUUACUGAUGCUCUCAAUGCAUAACCCUCUUAUUUGUAUUCAUCUUUUUAAACAAAAAUAAUUUUCGAAAAGUCCCCCUAACCCCUCCCCCCACCCCCGAAACACACACACACACACACACACACACACACACAUAUACAAAAAAUACCGGAAACAACCUACGUUUUUUAGGCGUAAGAACUCUCUCUUGAAACACAUUAAAGCGAAAUCGACACAGUUUAAAACGAUAUUGGACAAAAAUCAUGCCGACUUUUUAUUAAAUGA
This is a messenger RNA of Mercenaria mercenaria, 1037 nucleotides long. RefSeq lists its product as uncharacterized. Bases 50 to 610 code for a protein of 186 amino acids. The record is from RefSeq and is a predicted model, not a curated record. The transcript has 3 exons. Lineage: Eukaryota; Metazoa; Mollusca; Bivalvia; Venerida; Veneridae.